AUGGGAUCUGAAAUGGCGGCCAAGGAGCAUGUUGUCGUGAUUGGCGCUGGCGUAAUCGGACUCACAAUAGCCCUGCAGCUACAGACGGCCGGUUUCGAUGUUCUCAUCCUAGCCAAAGACUUUCCUGGACCUUUCGAGACGCUGGAUUUCCAGACGCAAAUCAACUUUGCCUCCCCCUGGGCUGGCGCGCACAACGGCUGGGGACGGGACCUGCCAGGAGACGAAGCGACGUCCGAGGAUUGGCGUGAUCAUCGCUGUGCUCUGCAGACGUUUGCUCGCAUGACUGAGAUCCAAGCCAAGCAUCCCGAGGCGGGACUGACAUUUGUGCAGGGGUUUGAGUAUUUUGACGACCCACCAGAGCACAUUAAGAAUUUAAAUGAUGAAAAGGCUGUGGCAUUGGGCAUACAGGAUUUUCGCCUGCUACCGCGCGAGGACCUUCCAAAGGGCGUAACUUUUGGAUAUAGCUUUCGAACAUGGUGUCUCAACCCAAUGGUAUACUGCUGUUUUCUUUUGAGAAAAUUUGCCAAUCAAGGCGGCAAGAUGCAGAAGAGAGAAUUGAGAAGCUCCGAAGAGGCUUUUGCGGUCUCUCCCCACCGUUCUGCCCGAUUCGUUGUCAAUGCUUCAGGAUCUGGCUUCAAUGAUGACAAGGUAUUCAUCACUAGAGGGCAGACAUGUGUCGUUGCAAAUCCCUGCGCCGUCAGCAUCUCGAGACACUAUGCUGAUGGCUCUACAUCUUUUUGUAUCCCGCGCAAUUUUGACGGGGGAACCAUCAUCGGUGGAACCCAGGAGCCGAAUGAUUGGUCUCCAGACCCAACGCCUGGUUUGAGACUCGACCUGCUCAAGAAAUUGGCGGAAACGUACCCGCAAAUCUUGAGUAAAGGCGUCCAUUUUAAGCCUUUGCGGGAUAUUGUAGGACGGAGACCGACGAGGAAAGGUGGGAUGCGUCUCGAGAAGGAAGAAGUUGGGCUGGGCAGGAUCAUCGUUCAUGCGUAUGGUGCUGGGGGCAGAGGCUACGAACUCUCUUGGGGUGUGGCCAAGUCUGUUGGGUCCGUGAUUACUGGAGCAAGCGGCGCUCUAUAG
This is a messenger RNA of Akanthomyces muscarius, 1080 nucleotides long. RefSeq lists its product as uncharacterized. Lineage: Eukaryota; Fungi; Ascomycota; Sordariomycetes; Hypocreales; Cordycipitaceae. Bases 1 to 1080 code for a protein of 359 amino acids. The transcript has 3 exons. The record is from RefSeq and is a predicted model, not a curated record. Gene Ontology annotation, molecular function: FAD binding; D-amino-acid oxidase activity.